ACUUACUCCUUUGAAAUGGGUUGAACCUGGUGAUUAUGACAGACCCAGAUAAUAGUCUGACUGCCAUAGAUUGGCUUCCAAAUCUCAGUAUAAGCAUGUUAACAGCUUCAAUUGAAAGUGAAUUUCCUUUUGAAAUGGACAGUUGGGACUCUGUGAGUGUGGAUGAUAAUAAAACGGAGUCUGACUGUGGGUCCACGCCCUACCAACCGGAUAGUAAACCACCUUAUAGCUAUGCGAGUUUGAUAACAUGUGCUAUAAAAAGUACAACAGAAAAGAAAAUGACAUUAAGUGAAAUUUAUCAGUGGAUCUGCGAUAACUUUCCAUAUUAUUGUGAAGCUGGGAGUGGCUGGAAGAAUUCUAUCCGUCACAAUUUAUCACUUAAUAAGUCUUUUACCAAAAUACCACGCUCUCGAGACGAACCAGGCAAAGGAUCUUAUUGGUGUCUGUCUAACCAGUUUGAUGACCAGGAAUGCAUGCCUUCAGCUCCAAAAAGACAAGCCGUAUGCUCAGAACAAAGUUUGAGUUGCAUGUCACAAUUGCAAAAGAUAUCACCCACACACGAUACAACUUUAAUCACAUCUGAAAAUACGAUUAAUAAUGGUAACAAUGAUAACCUGCAAUUCACAAUUAAUCGCUCUAAUUUAGAGGCUCGAAAUAAUUACGUUAACCAUUGCAAUAAUAAUUUACCUAACUCAAAAGCUCAUCGAACUAAUCGUACGCGUUUAUUAAAUUCUGUGUAUAAUGAAUAUACUAUAGAAAACCAACAUAUUACUGAAAAUGAUAAUGCAACCAACAAUAUUUCACAUUAUUUAAAUAAACCAGUUUCCCGUGCAUCAAAUAAUCAUAUAUUAUCAAAUGCAACAUCUACUAUCCCAAAUCAUUGUGAUAUUUCUAAUAAUGUACAUAUGGAACAUGAUAAUCAAAACAGUAGCAAUAAAAAUGAUGUUGCAUUACACACUAAUCAGAUAAAUGCAAUAACUAGACCGAAUGAUCAUUUGAUAAAUUAUAAUCCUCAGCUUGGUACCAGAUUUUCAAUGGGUUCAAAUACAUCAGACUCAUUUCAGACAGGGUUAUUAUUUCCAAAUCAGUGUACUUCUAUUGCAAUGAUCACUUCUGAUGAUAGCAUACUCAACAACGAACAUACAAUCGGUAAUGAUGGAAUUUCUGUCACACGUAAUAUCUCUAAUAACACUACUACUUCUUCCAUCACCAGUUUUAACUCAGCUAUUGAUGACCAUGUCAACAGGGACGGCAGACAUUAUUUGCAUAGAUUAAAUCAAUAUGAAAAUCUAGUAAAUCAUACAUCUGACAAAAUAUCCGUUCAGUCAAAUCAACAGACGAAUUCUGUAUACUAUGCAUCUAAUAAGGAAAUAAAUCUGCCAAUAGACAAUAAUAAUAGGUUGUCAAUGAAUCAACAAGUAAAUACAAGGCAAUAUUUAUCUGGAAUUUCUCCAGAUUUGUUAAUUAAAGCGUUUGACACAUCAUCGGCUAACAUAGCAAGUACUACUUCUGAUGCGUUAGUAAGUAUUAACAAUAGCGACUUUCUGUAUAACUAUGAUAGUGACUUUCAAAAAAACAGAAGUAACAAUAAAAAUAAUGUACAUGAAAUGUUAACCUUUGUUAAUGAAGAUAAUAACAAUAAUAAUUCAAUUGGACCAUUACUUUCUUCAACAUCACCAUCGAUUGUUGACUUCUAUAUGAUCCAGUCAGACCAUACAGUGAAUCCACAGCAAGAACAUGUAGUCGGAGGUGAAGAUGAGGAUGAAGAGCAAUGUGAAGAUCACUCAUUAAGAUCAAGUUUUUCAACGGGCGAAUUAGACCUUAGUGCAUCAUUUCGACAUUUAUAUCAUGCACUGUUUGAUGGUUCUGAAUUAUCAUCACAUUCAGUAAUGGAUCUUCAAAAUACAUCUGAACUAUCUAGUCAAUUUUUAUCAAAUAAAUUAAAUGAAGCAUCAUUUAAAAACAUAACGACGACAACAACAGCGACAACCUUGGCAAGGACAACAAUACCUACAGGCGAUCCAAUUGGUAUAACAAAUAAGGAAAAUAUCAUUGAUUAUUGUAAUCCUCACUCAUUGAACAACAACAAUAAUAGUAAUAAUAACAAUAAUAUCUCAGAAUUAAACAAUCAAAUGUGGGAUUUGUCAUCAGAUAACCGUCAUCAUAAUAACCAACAAUUCAUAUCAUCAUCGUCAUGUAUCCCGGCCUCGUUAUCGUCUUCCUCCUCUUUGUGCUAUUCAUCAUCUCCAUCACUUUUAUAUCAUCCAGCUUAUUCUCAGAAUGAUCAGAAUCGUCAACUGAUUACAUCAGCAAACAAUAUUACAAAAGCAUCGAAUGGAUUAUUAAAUAAUUGUAGUUAUCAUAAUUAUAACUCACUAAAUUUAACCUAUGUAUUACAAAAAACUUUACAAGCGGCUACGAAUUUCGAUUGGAGUAGUAUCAAUCUAGAUGAAUAUCCAGAAUUGAUAUCUAAAAUUCGUAGUGUUAGUCAAAAUCCAAAUAGUCUAACUAUUGAACAAUUAAUGGAGUUGAAUCUAACACUUGAUCAAUUAUUCAAUCAUAUCCAACAGACAAUACCUACUGUUAAUGAUUCCGUGACUUCUACUUCUUCAUUAUCAUCAUCUUCGACAAAUUCUUUUUCCAAUUCUAAACCAUUUGCCUCUGAUGUUAUUGGUGUUGUUAACAAAUAUUCUCCAACAAAACUACAUCAUUCCGUGUUUUCAUUGGAACAAAUCAAUCCAAUUCAUGACACGUAUUGUAAGGGAUCACAGCAAAAUGAAUGUAUGACUGAAAUCCAACCAAAAACCUCUGAUGAGACAACAGUCACUACCGAUAUUACUGUUCUUGGAACGAUAACAACAACUACUAGCGUUAGCACUAGACAUCUUCAUCGUUAUCUUACCAAUCAUCAGUUAAACCAUGUAUUAAGUGGUCCCACAUCAGUUUGUACGGAUUCUAAUAAUAAUAUUAAUAAUAAUACUACCACUACUAAUAUUACGCCGAAUGAAUUGAAAUCGACAAAUCAUACUGAUAACACUAUGAAUAAUGAUGAUCAUUUACUGUCUCAUCUUAACACUACUACUACUACUACUACUACUACCAAUACUACUGCUAAUUAUGUAAAUACUUGUGAUAGAUUUUCGACUCCAUACAUUCAUUCCAAGAAUGUUAAUGAUAAUAUGAUUAUGAAUAGUAGUGGGAAUAAUAUUAUUGUUGAUACUAUUAAUCAGUCCACUGGUAAUAUUAUAACUACUAAUUCUACUCUUAGCACCACUUCUGCUAUUAGUCUAGUUGAUAACCAAUCACAUGAUGAGACAAUAACCGAUCAACAGAAUCUGAUAUGGACUUCAAUGAAAUUUCACAAUGAAAUUGAUGCUCCAAAAACAUCAAUUUAUACUGACAACAACUAUUCAACCUAUGAUGGAUUAUUACAUAAUUCAUUUUCAAAUUCAACUUAUCAAAACCAACUACAUACAGACAUUCAUUCUACGUCGCAUUCACAAAUUCAACAAUCACAUAAUGAUAACAAUUGUGAUAAUAAUUCAUCAAAUGAAUUUAUUAAUUCCCAGUCAUUAUUAUUAUCUUCAUCAUCAUCAUCAUCAAGAAAUCAUCAACAUUCCCAUUUUGAACAGAACAGAAAGAUUAAUUCAUUAACUAAUCAUCCUAUAUCGUUUUAUUUUUCACCUGUUCAAUCAGAUCUUUUUACAGAUUCCACGUUGAAUAACAAUGAGAACAAUAUGGUUUAUUCAGAAUUACGAAGUAUAAGCAAUACAAAUGCUAAUAAUAAUCAUGAUAAUAAUAAUAACUCUAGGAAAUUAAUGAUGAUGAAUUCAACUGAUAAUUCAGCAGUUUCACAAAGUUUCAUCAAUCUAGUCACCGUUCUUCCACAAUCAACAGGGGCGGAGGUGGCGAUAACAACAACUACAACAACACCAUUAGAAAUCUAUAAUGAAUCAUCCAGUCGAUUUUUUCACUCCCAUCAUCAUCGUCAUCAUGAUGAAUGCACUGAGCAUAAUUCUCCUCAUCAUCCUCACAACCACCAUAUAUUAUUUAAUAAUAAUAGUGUUAAUUCAAAGUUUAAAAUGUACAUGACUAAUGCUCCUCAUGAGGACGAUGAUAAUGUUAGUGGAGGUGAUAGUCAUCCAAUUUUAAAUAAUCAUAAUCGUUUGAUACAGCAUGAUCGUAAUUUUGAACACAAUACUCAAAAUGAACAAUUUCAAAUUACCAAUAACAAUAAUUGUUCUUUUUAUCAUUCAAACAAUUCUAACUCAUCAAAUAUUGAACAGAAAUUUUCAUUGAAUACAACACAACAACAAUUUAUUGCAAAUUCUACACAGCAUAGUACAACAGAUUUUAGAUUUCCUAUUACACAACAUUUUACAAAUAAUAAUAUACCUUGUUGUACUUCAUCUAACACUACACUUCGUUCAUCUUCAUUGUCACCGCCCUCAUUUUUUUCUCCUCAUUAUAUUGAAUCAUCUUUACUAACGCACAAUCAACAUCAAAAUAGAUUAUUGUUGUUAGACGAUCAAAGAUAUUCAGGUUUAUGUCAGUCCACUAUAACUACUGCCACUACUACCACUACUACUACUAUUAAUAACAAUAAUAUGCCAGUCAGUCAACAAUUGUCACAACAUACUGCCAUAAAUUCAUUUAGUAGUAUUCAUAGUAUGACCAAUAAUAGUGAUAAUAACAAUAGUAAUAACAUCAGCUCAACUGUGAAUAAUAAUAAUAAUAAUAAUAAUGGACCGUCGGAAGAAUUUAACUGGGAUACAAUAGUAUAAUCCUUUUUAGAUUUAGAAAAGAAACAAUAAUAAUGUUGACUUAAAAUUAUUUUAUGAUAAUCACAUAUUACUGAAUUUCUCUUUUCUUUUUCUUUUAUGAAUUCAUUAUUAUUUUAAUUGUGAUUGCUUUUUGUGUGUGCGUGUGCGUGCGUGCGUGCGUGUGUAUAUGCAUGCAUUUGUUAGUAUGUAUGUAAUCUUUGAAUGGGUCUAUUCAUCAUUGACCUAUUGUUAUGUAUUUCUAUUGAAUCGAACAUAGUGGAAUCAUUGUUCUCAACUUUUACAAAUUCUAUGCCAUUUUUAAUAAUGUUUUAUUUAAAUAGUUCCAGUUUACAUAUCAUCAUUCUCAAUCUUUUCUUAUUUUAAAAUGAUUCCUUUUUAGUCAAAUUUUGCAUUUAUAAAAACCUUUGAAUGUGAUUUUUCUCUUUUAAUCUCUUUCAUUUAUUUUGCUUUUAUUCACCUUUCUAUUAUGGUAGCAUUUAUUAUAUUUAUUUAUUUAUUUAAUUAUUUUAAUGAUUUUUCAAUUUAUUUUUCUCUUUUAUGUAAUUGCUUAUUUUUUCUUUUCAAAAAACACUCCGACUUAUAUUCAUGCUCAGAAUGCCUUCAUACAUAUAACAUCUUGAAUAUGUAUAAACAGGUGAAAAAAGAAAUUAUGUUGAGUAUACCAUAUCAAAAAAACUGUUUUUAUUAGUUUAAAUGAAACCCCACAAUGCAUAUCGAAAUACUUUUGUUUAUUUGUUUUCUUGUUUCUUGUUCCUUUAAUGCUUUCAUGAUAUUUUCGUUUCCUUUCAAGUGAAUCAUUUAAUAUUUCUUGUUUUACAAUGUAAUGUAAUUCACUUAAUAUUUAGAGAACACAUGUAACAUAGGCAGUCUAUCAUCAAGUUGCCUUGUGUGUUUUUCCAAUUAUUUAAACGAAAAUUGUAAUAUUUUUAAUUUUACAUUCUCUGUUUCAUCUGAAAUCUUCAUUCUAACCCUAAAGGUCACAGUUAUUUCGAUAUUUGAAUGUCAUCUACUUAUAAGUAGUUAAAAUAUUUUCUUUAAAUUUGUUUUACAUCUGUUUGAUUUCCAAAGUUAUUAUAUUACUUAUAUUACGAGAUUUGACAUUGUUAUCCUCUCGUAGAAUACAGAGAAUGAUGCGUAAUUUUGCAAUAAUGCAUUAUUUUUUGAGUGUAUUCUUCUCUCUGUUCAUCGAAAUUGUUUUUUUUCUCUCUCUAACUCUCUCUGAAAUUUCAUAUUAAAUAUAUGUAGUUAUAACAACAAAUACACCGUACAUAUCAUAAUCAUUGUUUUCCUGUCCAAUUAUUUAUUCAUCCACUUAUUGAGAAGCAAAAUUUAAACUGUUUUGUUUUAUCCUAUUCUGUUGCUUUUUUCCUUCUCUGUGUUUUUGUUAUAUAUUACUAAUUUUGUUGUUACCACCACUACUUAUUAAUACUGCCCAAUGGUCAUCUACUAAUGUUUCUAUUUUAACUUGAAUAUAUUACAUUUUAGAAAAGCAUUUAUAAUAGAAUGAAUCAAUUUAUUAACAUUUUGUGUAUGUGUUUUAAGAUUAAACGAUUGUAUAGAACUUCGUAUGAUGAAGAAGAAAAUUUCAGUUUCAAGGUAUAAAAGAUUGAUUUUUUGUUUUCAUAUUGUAUGUUUACUUGUGUUUCUUGUUGAAAACAUCAAAGUAAAUUUUGAAAAUGUUGUAUUUUGUCGUGUGUUUUUGUUGUUGUCUAAUUUGAGUGGGAUCUGCAAAAUGAUAUGGUAGUUUCUGAUUCACUACAUAUAACUUGAAAACUAGGAAGUGUUAAAAAUAUCUAUCUUAGCGAUCAACAUUUCGAAACCACUACUCUACCAUGUUCAGUCAAUUUAGUCAGGCAUAAUCAACACAAAAUGAUAUACGUGUGUGUUGGCUAAAGUUGUCAUGCAACAUUAAUACGAGAAGGUGGAUUUACAAAG
Molecule: messenger RNA, 6719 nt
Organism: Schistosoma bovis
Lineage: Eukaryota; Metazoa; Platyhelminthes; Trematoda; Strigeidida; Schistosomatidae
Source: the annotation of a GenBank genome assembly